Molecule: messenger RNA, 1050 nt
Organism: Nicotiana attenuata
Lineage: Eukaryota; Viridiplantae; Streptophyta; Magnoliopsida; Solanales; Solanaceae
Product: thioredoxin-like protein AAED1, chloroplastic
Exons: 9
Coding region: 57-848 (263 amino acids)
Molecular function (GO): antioxidant activity
Source: RefSeq, a predicted model, not a curated record
AUAUUAUUUUACAUUCUAACAUCGUCUAUUGAAGAAUCUCUGUUUCGCCAACGCCAAUGGCGAUUUCUGUCUCUGCCCCUGCACACAACUGCGGCCUCACAGUUGGAAUUAAAGGAAGAGUUCAUCGUCUCCUAAUUCACAAUGUUAAUUUAAUUCCAUACCCGUUAAGUUUUAACUGCAAUCUAAGCUCUCCUCUCUACUUAACCCCCACUUUUUCAGCCAUUUCUGCUUCCCACAGGGCCUCUGCUAUCUCCAAUUCCACAGGAAUAGAGUCUACAGUGGUGAGUGAGGAAACCACCAAUGUGUUGGAUGAUGUUCAAGUAUUCGAUCUGAAUGGACAAGGUGUACCUAUUUCGGAUCUGUGGAAAGAUAGGAAAGCAGUUGUUGCGUUUGCUCGUCAUUUUGGAUGUGUCCUUUGUCGCAAAAGGGCUGAUUAUCUUGCAGCUGAGAAGGAUAAAAUGGAUGCAGCUGGAGUUGCACUUGUUUUAAUUGGACCUGGUAGUGUUGAUCAGGCAAGAUCAUUCUCCGAGCAAACAAAGUUUAAAGGAGAGGUUUAUGCAGAUCCAAGCUAUAGGUCUUAUGAUGCUCUGAGAUUUGUGUCAGGCGUUACAACCACAUUCACACCUGGGGCAGGUCUGAAAAUAAUACAAUUGUAUAUGGAAGGCUAUAGACAGGACUGGAAGCUUUCAUUUGAGAAGGACACCAGGACACGAGGUGGCUGGCGACAAGGAGGAAUUAUUGUUGCAGGUCCUGGUAAAAAUAAAAUCACAUACAUACACAAGGAUAAAGAAGCAGGGGAUGAUCCAGAUAUAAACGAGAUCUUGAAUGCUUGCUGUGUGCAAAGCUAAUUAAUCUAGUCAGUCUGCAACUACCAAUGCACUGUGUACAUACAGAUACACGCACAUUAUCUAAAUGUAUCAUUGUAUAUGUGUAUCAUAAUUAGUGGUUCUUAAAGAGUUAAGGGAUUCUAUCAUAUAAAAGGGGUUUAUAGCAUAGUCUUUGCCAUCUUCUAGUUAUAUCAGGCUUCUUAUAAAAAAUAGGAUUUGCAUG